Messenger RNA from Trifolium pratense (red clover), 1137 nucleotides. Its product is annotated as RING-H2 finger protein ATL5-like. Bases 324 to 896 code for a protein of 190 amino acids. The transcript is spliced from 3 exons. Lineage: Eukaryota; Viridiplantae; Streptophyta; Magnoliopsida; Fabales; Fabaceae. The record is from RefSeq and is a predicted model, not a curated record.
AAGAGAGUGAGAAUAUCAAAAGGGUCUAUUUUUCCACUGCUCUCUCCUAUUGUUGGCUGUUUCUGUUCCCCCCACCACCUUCAAUCUCAUCUUCCUUCAUAAUUCAUGGGUUCCUUUUGUUUUCUUAUAUACUCACUCUGACAUAAAAAAGUUUCAAUUUUUCUAACAUGGGUCUUUGAUAUUUUCUGUGUUUUCCUUAUCUUUAACUCCCCCUUUUGUGUCUUUGGACUUAUGGGUUGUUUCUGAUGUGUAUUUGGGUGUCACUACUAUUGAGUUUUUUGUUGAAGAAUCUGUGAAGUGAGUGUUGAUUUUUGUGGUUGGAGAUGUUGGGUUCAGGGACCAAUUUGGUGACAACUGUUAUUGGAUUUGGCAUGAGUGCCACUUUCAUUGUGUUUGUCUGCACAAGAAUAAUUUGUGGAAGGCUUAGAGGUGGUGUUGAAUCUAGGAUGAUGUAUGAGAUUGAAUCAAGAUUUGAUAUAGAACAGCCAGAACAUCGUGUUAAUGACCCUGACACUGAACCAGUUCUGAUUGAAGCAAUCCCUACUUUGAAGUUCAAUCAAGAGGCUUUCAGUUCCAUUGAAGAUACACAGUGUGUAAUAUGUUUGGCAGACUACAAAGAAAGAGAAAUAUUGCGCAUCAUGCCCAAAUGCGGCCACACUUUUCAUCUUUCGUGCAUUGAUAUAUGGCUGAGGAAACAAUCUACCUGUCCAGUGUGCCGUCUACCAUUGAAAAACUCUUCCGAAACAAAACAUGUGAGACCUGUGACAUUCACUGCGAGCCAACCUCUUGACGAGUCACACACAUCGGAUAGGAACACAGAUAUCGAGAGGCACAUUGAACCUACUGCUGUUAACUCCAUACAACCAACUUCCUCAGAAUCAGAAGCAAGGCAAUGAUCUAAGGUAGCUAAAGGGUUGUUCUGCUCUCAAAAAGAGACUAGUGGUCAUUUUCUGGUUCUAUAGAAAAACGCUUUUAAUUAGAUUUUGGAUUCAAAUUCUUUCUAUGUAUUAUGGUUUUCAUAUUCAGUUGGUGAUGUAAAAUAGGCCAUGCCAACAGUGGUUUUCUGCAGCAGAGAUGUACAUAAUAUAUUUUCUUCUGUAGCAUAUGCAGGUCUAGGUUUUCAUGGAAUUUAUUUUA